AUGAGUAUCAUCAAAUUAUCCAUUCUUCUGCUUUCCUUAUCGGCUUUGAGCAUCGCUUCCUCGCCGCCGCCAUCACCCUCUGCUCUUUCUUCUCCUGAUGAAGCAUCAUCUUCACAACCAAACUAUACAAAGAAAGAAGCAACAAAGGUCCUUCGUAAUUCUGUGAAAAAGUGGAAUCGAAAUGAUGUAAAGUGGGAUGACCUCAUGCAUCGUAAAGAUGGUAAUCUUAAUGUCAAAUUAGCUGAUCAAUUGGAAGAUAAUAUCAAAAAGCAAAAGGAUAAAAUUUCUCAUGUUAUGCAAAACCGCCAAACUGAUCAUACUUCAGCGAGCAAAAACCAAGAAAGAAGAUUCAAGAAUGCUGAAAUUAAAGCAGAAAAGAAAAUGGAUCAAUUUACUAACGAUCAAAUUCGUCGUACACUUGUUCGUCAUGCAAAGACAGGAGAAAGCAGCUUUAAUGGUUGA
Molecule: messenger RNA, 462 nt
Organism: Meira miltonrushii
Lineage: Eukaryota; Fungi; Basidiomycota; Exobasidiomycetes; Exobasidiales; Brachybasidiaceae
Exons: 1
Coding region: 1-462 (153 amino acids)
Source: RefSeq, a predicted model, not a curated record